CCCGCCCCCCCGCCCCAGGAAUCCCCGGGGGCGCGGCAGACUCCCGCGUGCCCCCAGCCUGCCCAGCCCACCCUGGCACCCCAACCAGCACCCCAGCACACGCCUCCGAGGGUCUCUGAGGGCACAGGGGCCUUACUAACGACUAAAGGACAGGCACAAGCAGCCACAGCACCAGAGGAACCCACAGGAAGCUCCAUUAAAGCCUCAGGUGUGUCCCAGAAAGCUCCAGGGUCCCAAAAUAAAUCUUCAGCACCCUCGGACAAAGCUACAGGGUCUUCUGAUAAAGCUAAAGGAUCGUCAGACAAAGCAACAGGUGGGUCUCAAAAAGCUACAGUUUCCCUUAAGUCCACAAGUCCUUCUACAGGGGCAGAAGAAACAUCGACAGGUCCAUCCCAAGGUGCUGCUGCAGGGCCCAAAUCAUCUACGGGACCCUCUUCCAAACCCACGUCGGUCUCGUCCAAAGCCAUGAACUCCAAAUCACAGAAGCCUGGAGGAACGUCACAAAGACUCUCAGCAAAGACACGUGCGAAGACCACUACCUCCACCACAGCCACCACCUCCACAGCCACAGCCUCCUCCACAACCAAGACACUAAAGAAGAACACGACCACCACAGCAUCAAAAAAGACCAAGGCGGUGACUUUCGCAACGCCACAGACAGAUGCCACAGACUUGCAGACAACCAACACCACUACCACAGAGGCUACUAAAACAGCUGCCAAGACUCCUGAAUCAGAUUUGAAGUCCCCACAGACACAAACAGCCAUACAGCCCUCACAAACAGCCCCCAGCACCUUUAACACAGCCACACCAGCCCCCCUCAAGAGAGUCCCCACUAACCCAGCUCUUCACACCUGCUUAGAAAUGGAAAAGGAGGAAAAGCUGAAGGAAGAAGAGGAAGAGGAGAAGACUGAACUGUAGUGAAUGGAAGAGAAAGAAAAUAGAGAAAAUAAUGGAAAGAAAGAAGAAAAUAGAGUAAUUGUAGGCAUAUUACACAUUUUCUUAUUUUUUCUUUAAUAGUUUCACAUACGUGGCCAGAUAUUGAAAUUGAGCAAAUGUGUUAUAGGAAAAAGUGUUAAACAAUGAUAGGACCCAUGCACCUUGUUCAUUUGUGUUUGUAUUAUUGAUGCUAUGAAGGAAAAGGGACGAAUUGGAAGAACAGGCAAUAAAGGUGAUCAACAGGAAAAGACAAAUGGAGAAAAAGAAAGUUGCGUUGAAAUGCGGUCGAGACAGAAAAGGAAAAUACAAAUACCGAGGAAGUGAGAACACAGAAAAAGUGAGAACGAAAAUAGUGAAAGUGGAUAUGGAGAAAAGAAUAAAGGAAAUGUGAACCAAAAAGAGCAAAAGCAAGACACCUCAUGGGAAAUUAAGAUCAGGUGAGUGCAGGUCAAAACGAAGAGCCGGAAAACAAAACACGACCAUGAGGAGAGAGAGAGAGAGAGAAACGACGCCUCCGCAGAAAUUCACAGAGGAAAUGCUGAAGGCAAAAAGUAAAUAGCAAAUACAAAGAACAGAAACAGUAAGAGAUGCAGCUCGGAGGUGGAGGAUUAGGAGGGAGAAAGAAGAAUAACAAGGAAAAGCCAGAGAAAUGAAGGAUGGCUGAUGAUGGCACAGUGGUUGGUACCCUCUACACCCCCCCAAGAGGUCCAGGGUUCGCAUCCCAGCCUCUGCACUUGUUAACCUGUUCACCCACUCACCUGUGUCUGCUCACCUGGUGGGAAGAUGGAGGUACACCUGGAUUUUGUAGCUAAUUUGGGGCUAGUUGGAGAAAGAUAGACUGCACACACACACACACACACACACACACACACACACACACACACACACACACACACUACACACAUACACACACACACACACACACAAACCUCUUUUCAAUUCAUCCUGAGUGUGGGAAGGACUUAGUGUUCUCCCCUCCUCCUCCUCUUCCUCCUCCUCCACUGCCCCUGAUUUUUCUCAUCCUCUUCAUGUAUUUCCUUCACUUUCCUUGAUCCUCUUCCUCCUCCUCCUCCUCUUCUUCCUCUUCCUCCUCCUCAUAAACACAACACUACAAAACAACUCCAAGCUAACAUGUCACAACCCAUCACUGUAUUUGCACUGUAUUUCAUGUUGAGAACUUAUUUCACACUCAUCAAAAGUUAAUAGAAAAAAGUAAUAAAUGGGUCGUGAAAAGUUGAUAGGAACAAAAGUAACAUUGGGAUCAUAAAAAAGUUGAGUGCAAAAAUGUAGCAUUGAGCUCAUAACAAAAGUAGAGGAUAGCAAGUAGACUAAACCCCCCCACAAAAAAUACUAUGACAUGUACGGUAGUUCAGAGUUUGAGUAUUAGUGACUUUUUUGUGGGUUUGGGGUUUGUAAAUGCUGGAGAUAUAUUUAACUUCUUUGUGAAUGGUUGAUGACCUUAGGGAAGUGCUGGGAAGGUUGAUGAGUGCACUGAAGGUAAAAAAGAACUAGCAGUGAGAACAGAAAUAGAAAGAGAUGAGGCUUGGAAAUUCAUACACCAAAGUUUUACAAGAGCAAAAGAAGGCACAGAUUAUCAAGUGAUGCAACGAGGAAAAGUUGGUUACAAAAAAAGAAAAAAAAAAAAAAACUAGUGGAUUUCUUCAUUAGUAAAAUCUCAUGAUGAUCAAGGUUGUAUAUGGAGUUAAUUUGAUGAGUUGAAAAAAGGAAAAAACAUGUAAUAAAGUAAAUAGAAGCUACAUUAAUCACAAAAAGAAUUGACGAGUGCAACAUUCAUCAACAUGGCUUUUAGAGUAAUGAAUUCAGGGGUAAUUAGAGGACAUUUGAAUGAGAAAUGUCACAGCAGAAAAAUAUAAUUACAAACAGCAAAGCAACAUUACGGAGAAGGAAAAAAAAUAGUUAACACGGAAACAAGUGCGACAAAUUUUAUCUUGUGUGGGAUUUUAGAGUGAUGACGCGGCGUGAAAGAAUAACAGCAUGGACGGCAAUAGACAUGAUGAAGGACAGGGAAAAACAUUGGGCUCUUUUCGACAUACGACAAAAAGAAAAAAGCACUCAGAGAAACAACUACAAAUGUGUCAGUAAUGGUCCUUUUCUCUGUAUUCGUAAACUUUCAUAUAUUUUCACUUCAUUCCCGUCAGCAAAAUAGUUCAUUAAAGUUGACCUUCACAAGACAUCAAUCAAAAAUCAUAAACAUUUCAUCACCCAUCAUAAUCUACACACACACACACACACACUCCCAUACACAAUUCACUCUAAUAACAUUUUCCCUCAUACAGUGAAACAGAUUAUUAUUUUUUCACUUAACUUAUUUUUUUCAAGGUUUAUGUUCAUGAGGUACUACAUAAUUAGAAAAUAAAAUAGGACAUGACCUGGGAAGUACCAGAUAAUGGUAAUAAUAAUGGAAAUAAUAGUUGUGAUAAUGUAAAGGUAAUUAGGUCUGGUAAUGGUGUCGACUCUUCAGUGGUCUGUCUGAAACGAUCCAUUAGUUAAGGUUGGAAGAAGAUGAGAGUCGCAGGUUAACGAGCCAACGAGGGGCUGGGCCAAUUAGCAUCACCUGUCGUAAUUACCUGCAGCAUAACGGCCCCGCGCAGCACCAGGGACGGUAAUUGUUUGAAUGUAAUUAUCUCGACAAGUCCAUUAUAUGUAAGAUUAUAUUUUUACACUAUAAAAAGUAUUAUUAUUAUUACUUUAAAAAUAUGUAAUUAUAAGAGAUUGAACAAGGACAAAGUUUACCCCCCUCUUUCCCAAUUCUUCUCUCCUUCUCCCGCUCUCUCCUCUCUUCUCCAAAUUCCCCUCUCCUUGUCCUCUCCCCUUUCCUAAUUCCCCUCUCCCCUCUUCUAAUUCUCUUUUAUUCUCUCUCUUCCUCUCUUCCUUCCUUCCCAUGUUUUGCUCCAUCUCCUUCUAAUUCCCCUUUCUCCCUCUCUUCUACUCUCUUUUCCCUCCUAAUUUUAUCUAUAUCCCUCUCCUAAUCCCCUCUUCCCCUUCUUUUUCCCUCUCUUUUCCCUCUCUUUCCCCUCUUUCCCUUCAGAUUUUACCCCUCCCCCUCUCUCUCUCUUUUGCUUCCCUUUUUCUUUCCUUUUAACUUCACUUCACUUUAAUUUCACUCUCCAUCCCUUCCCCUCUUCCUUCUCCACUUACCUCCAGUCCACUUCCUUCCCCCCACAUCCCUCCCUUUCCCCUCACCUGCAGGAAAUAAAAAGUAUAUAAUUAUAGUCAGGUGUUAAUUAGAAAGCUACAGGUACAUUAAGGAAAUGGAAGGAGUGCAUCAGUGAUUUUUUUACAUUUAUACAGACGGCAUUUAUCUCGGCUGUUUUUCUCAUAGUCGCUCUGCCUUUCCCUCUUCCUUCCCCCUUCCCUCCCUUCCCCCUAACUCUUGCCCCUUCCUUCCCCUUCCCCUCUCCUCCCCUCUCCCCCAUAUCACCAGAAAGCCCCCAAAUUCUCUCCUGUACAGUUUGUGUUGUAGUGAAAUAGAGUAUGACUAUUGUAGGAUUAGCACACACACACACACACACACACACACACACACACACACACACACACACACACACACACACACACUAAAAAAAUGUAAAUAGCAUUACCUUCUACCCCUCCUUUUUUUCUCUUUUGGAAUUCUGUAACUUUUAUUUGUAUGAUUUUAUUUGCAUUUUUUUUUUCAAUACUGAGAUGAUUCCGUCGGCGUCACUCAUGCAUUUGGUGUGUACAUAGAUAUUUACAGGAAAUUAGUUCACUGAUGUUCUUUAAUCUAAUUGCUUCACAUAUAUAUUUUUUUUUAAGUUUACCUUUGAAAUUCCGCAAAAAAAGCAAUACAGUCGUGGCAUUCAGUUUCAUUUCAAUAUUUUUUUCCAUGCGUCUGGAAUCAUUUUCAAUAGUCAAAGUAACGGAGAUGUCAGUUUUCAAUUUUUUGUUUCCCAUUUUCUUUUUGCGGAACAGUAAAUAUGUUUAAAUUCUGUCACAUCAUUUUUCACCUUUUUUGUAUUUUCUUUUUCGUCUGUGUUUUACCAAAGAGUUUCCGUACACAAGACUCGUAAACACGGUAGGAAUGUAAGGUCUCGGGAAGUGUAAAUACUGAAGGAGGAGGAAUGGCUUAAGACUUACACCCACUCACCCGCUCACCCGCUUCACCUUCCAAUAAUUGGUUUGCACACCUGCAGAGGAUCCCAGCGAGGAAAAAAUAAUACACAGUAAAGAAAUAUAUUGCCUGGAGAAAACAGAUAAUGGAGUUUUUCUUUUUAUUUAUUGUUUUAAGUGAAGGAUUACAAGUGUGUAUAUUCAUGGAAGAAUGUAAUCUUUUAGCUGAGUAAAUGAAGUUAUGACAGGGAGCUGCAUUUGCUAUAUAAUUUUAAGUUUUCUUUCCACACACUCAAAAGAAGUCUAGAAUGAAGUUGCAUUUUUAACCACAUAAACUGAGAGACUUAACAAUUGAAAAUGAAUAUACUACGAGGAAUAGCGAUGAAGAUACAUUGCUCAUGAUAGCUGACAAAUAUAUGUAAAGAAAUGAUAAAUAUGAAUUUCAAUGUUGUCAUAAAUACAUGUAAAUAGCAUUCAUCAAAAAUACAAUCAUCACUUUAUCAUACAUCACCAAAAUAUUAGGUGAUGCUGAUGAUCUUGAUAGUGACAAUGAUGAUGAUGAUAAUGAUGACAAUGAUCACAAUGAUGACAAUGAUGACAAUGAUAAUGAUGACAAAGAGUGAGAGAGAUCCUUCACUUAGUACUCUAUUUGACUUAAGGUGAGAAUGCAUCAGAGCAGAAGCCUUGCCCACUACCCUCCUACCUGAUUCUAUAUAUACCUGAAGCCAGAUUUCACUUAACCCCUAUUGGAUCAGCUGUCAACCAAUUCCCAGCACCAGACCAGCCGUGCCCUUCCUCUAUCACCCAUGGGAGGAACUACUUUCCUGGCGUGUUCUCACCUUAGGCUGAACAGUCCGUACCCCAGACCACCACCUUUGCUCUCGACACAACAAACAACCCAAUGAAACAAAUGACCCGUUCCUUUAUGUUGCGUGCCCCUCUACUCAGUCGGUGGUUCCCCGGUUCACCCCGUAACUCAAUGUGUUGGUGUGGUCAGUGUCUCUGUGCAACUCAAUAACAAUAAAUAAUAACAGUAACAAUAAUAAAAGUACCGAGGAAUGAUUAAUACUGAUAUCCGUCAUGACUCGUGCAUCCCGUAGUGGACCUGACUCAUAGUGGACUCUUUUCUUCAUCCUUUACUCGGCAAGGUAAACUGAUGGACUCCCUUGUGACUCUUUUGGUGCUGUUUGAUGAUGUAACUGGCAUGAGGCAACAGCUGCAGCACCUUCACUGUUGAUACGAAUUAGUCAGCCCUUCCUUGUUUUUAAAUGUUUCUCUUUUUUCUUCUCCUUGUUUCGGUCUUUUUCCAUCCUGUUUUCCUGCCCUCCUUCCUGUGCUAUAUUUUCUUUCUUUUUUUUUCCUGUUAGUCUAUCUUUUUUCUUUCCUUCCUUCCUCCCUUUCUUCCCUCUUUUCCUCUUUUUUCUUAAUUUCUUAUUUUGUUUUUACCUUUAUUUUUUUCUUCCUUUUUUUCUCCCUCCCUGCCUAUUUUCCUUUCUUCUGUAUUUUUCUUUCUUGCUUACUUUCUAACUUCCUUGAUCUUCUUCCUUCUUUAUCUUCCUCCCUUUUUUCCAUCCUUCCUGCCUUCUUUUCCUUUUGGUGAAUUCAUAUAUAAUUCACUUCUCUCCUUUUUUUCUUGUUUCCCUCAAUCCUUUCCCAUCUUUUUUCCUUUCUUUUAUCCUGUCUUUGAUUCCCUUUUAUUUUUCUCUCCUCUCCAUUUUCCUUCACACAAAUAACCAACUAACACAAAAGACGAUUCUGAUUUACACUGCCUCCUCCUCCUCCCCCUCCCUUCCUCUUGACAUAUAAAAAAAGUAAAUCAAGAUAAAAGUAAGUAAUUGUAUCUUCAGAGGUAGAAAGCCAAAGAAAAAACUAAAAAAAGGAAACAAUUAUGGUGCUCAAAGAAUUAAAAAUGAAUAAGAAAUAAGGAAUGAGAGAUUAACGGAAUUGUGUCCUACUCCUUCGUCUGGUCUGCCUAGUCAUUUCUGUCUUGCUGCUUGUCUUCUCUUAUUCUGUUCCUUAUACUUUUCUUCCUAUUUCUUUUACUUCCUCUUUUAGCAUUACUUGUAUCUUUUUUAUAUAUUUGUUGUCAUAAUGCAUCUUUUUCUAUUUAUUUUUUACUCCUGUUUAUUUGUCUUUUCCUCCUUUUUUUAUUUUUUUUUGUCAUAACUGGUAUCUUUUUCUAUUUAUUUUUUUAUUCCUGUUUCUUUAUUUUUUCCUUAUUUAUCGUCCUUACAAUUCUUCAUGCUUGGUAAUAAUUUGUACCUUUUCAGUUCCAUCUCUUAUAUUUGCAUAAUUAAACAUUGAUACUCUUUUUCUUUUCUGAUUAUAUAUAUUUUUCAUCAAUUUGCAUUUUCUUCCUUGAUUAUAAUUUUUUUGCUCAUAAAAAAUUACCUUCUCUGUUAUUCACCCUUUCCCUUUUUCAUGUCAUAAUAUCUUUUUUUCUAACUCCAUCUUUUUUUUUCCUUUCCUUUCCUUUGAUUGGCUGACAUUCAGUUUACAGGAAACACUUUGCACAACGUUACUUUCAGUCUUGACUUUGUUGUUCUGUGCCUUCAUUAUACAUCUACUUUCAUCCCAUUAUUUCUCUUAUCUCAACCCACUAAUCUUUUCCUCUGUAUAAAGCAAAGUUUUCACACACAAACAACUUUCGACUAAUCAAAAAUAAUAAAAAAAUUUCUAUAUAUAUAAAUAUUUAUCAAGCAGAGUCUCUGUGUAUGUACGAUAUGUAACUAUGUGUAUAUGUGUACGUAUAGUAGCCGUGUGCGUUCUAGUCUGUGUGUUCCUUUUAUGUACGGCAAAUAAUUCUUAAAAUUAAAAACCUAC
Molecule: messenger RNA, 7854 nt
Organism: Eriocheir sinensis (Chinese mitten crab)
Lineage: Eukaryota; Metazoa; Arthropoda; Malacostraca; Decapoda; Varunidae
Exons: 2
Source: RefSeq, a predicted model, not a curated record